AUGAAUAAUGAUAAUCCAAACUAAUAUCGAUCACCUUAAUAAAUACCAUCAUCAAAAAAACCAAAUAUUGAAAAUUUUCCACCUCAAAGAAAUACAAAUGAAUUUAUAAAAUAGAUGAAAAAAAGAGUAGAUCAACCUCCUCUUAGUGUUAUGACUUAAAAUUCUUAAAUUAAAGAUACUCAAUCUAUUUUUAUUGAUAUUUCAAGAAUUGAAUAAUAAUCAAACAAUUCAAAUAAUAGUUUUUUUGACUAAUUAAAAUAACCAAUAUUACUAUAAUGUCAUAGAUCUAAUUAACCAUCAAAUUGCACUACAUAAAGAACAAACAGGUAUGAAAUGUAGAGAAAUAGUAAACCUUAUUUAGAUUAAACUGAUAAUAUGGGAUUACUUUUGAUUUAAUAACAAAUGUUAUAAUUGUAAAAUGAAAAUAUGAUUUUAAAAUAACAAUUAGAAAAACAGGAAAGUUAAAGAUUACUUUUUUAAUAAUAAUUACUUUAACAAUUUUAGUCAUAAUAAUAAUAAUAAUAACCCAUUGUUAUUAAUAAUAAUAUAACAUCAUCUGAAAAAUAGUAAUAAUAAUCAAAAUCUAUUUCACCUAUGAAUAUUUAAACUGAAUAAGAAUCUCCACCAAACUAAAUAUAGCGUAAAAAACAAUAAUCAUAAGCCAUUUAGACUGAUAAAUCAAUUUUAGAUUAAUCUAUAAUCAAUAUAAAUGAAUCCUAUUAAAAUGAAUCUUUUUGUAAUCAAUCAAAAUUAAUUAUAUAGUAAUAAUCAUUAAUCAGACCUCUUUAGUAAUAAAAUAUAGAAUCUCUAACAUUUGGUACUUAAUUAUCUUAAAGAAAUCUUAUUUCAUAAUAAUCAUAAUAAUAAUUACAAAUCUAAACUCAUGAUUCCUAAAGUCAAAAUUAAAGUUAUUAAUAAUUUAAUUCAAAUUCUCAUCAAUUCUAAACAGAAAACAUAUAAAAAGAUGAUAUAUUUCAAAAUAAAAAUGAUAUUUAAAGAAAAUAUUCUUAAAUUUAAAUUCUUAGUUCACCUGCAUAAUAAGAUUAAAGUUAUAGUGCACAUAAUCCAGAUAUACGAAAACAAUCUCAGCCAAGUGUAAAAUUAGAAUUUAAUUUUGAAGAUGGUAUAUAAAAUGAAUCAAGUAAAAAAUGUCUAGCAGAUUAUUUCACAUAAAGAAAGAAAACAGCUAAUGUUGAAAGGAGAGUUUCAGUCUAAGUGCCAAUAUAAGAGGACGAUUAAAGUUGGAUAGUAAAUGUUAAAUAAAGAAGUAAAGAAGAAUAAAUCAAAUUAAGAAAAGAAAUGAUGGAAUAUGGAAGAAACAAACGAUAACAAAAUAAAAGUCAAACUCCAAUAAAUGAAGACAAAAAUAGUGAUAGAAAAGAAUAAAUUAAAAGAGCCAAGAGCCCAUUGAUGGAACGAUUAGCUAUGGGAUAAAAGGCAAAAGUAAUGUUGAACUUAUUUAGGUUGAAGAAAAAGAAAUGUUUGCAUUAACAAAAAAAAAUUAUGAAAAUUUACCUGAAGUAAAAGGUAAAAAGAAUUAAGAAGAAGUUAUAAAGCAAAAAUAACUAUUCAUGAAAGAAAGAUAAAAUAAAUUAAAAGAAUUAGAUGAGGUAAUUAUUUUCCAUAAUUUUAGAAAAUUAAAGAAAAAAUGAAAAAGCCAUGA
Molecule: messenger RNA, 1663 nt
Organism: Paramecium primaurelia
Lineage: Eukaryota; Ciliophora; Oligohymenophorea; Peniculida; Parameciidae
Source: the annotation of a GenBank genome assembly